CCACUGUUAUCCAAUUCACUCGUCAGCAAACAGAACGGAAAUGUUGCUUGUAGCCAUCUUGGUUGCCUCCAGCUUUGUGCUGUCGAGCAUACCAGUCAGUAAUGGUUGUACGUGUCUCUUCAGACACCCACAGCAAGUUGUUUGUGAAUCAGACUUUGUUAUCAAAGGUCUUCAAGUUGGCGAAAGGGAGAUUCCGUUAUCUGAUGAUUUUCCUCCUGUUGGUGGAAACAGAGUUUACACAAUAUUGGUCAAAACUGUUUACAAGGGUAGGAAGAUAAAGGCCGGUAAAACGAUUGAGGUGAGCACAGGUUUGAACAGUGCUGCAUGUGGUGUGACAGUAACGUCAGGAGUCUUAUGGUUACUUACGGGGCAAACAAGGAAAGUAAAUAAGAAGACAGUACAUUCUAUUAGUCUUUGUGACUGGAAUGCAGAGUGCCAGACUCUUACAAACCAGCAGUUAGCAUUUCUAGAAAAAGGUCCAGAUUCAUAUUUUGGAAAAAGAAAAAGAAAUUGCAAGAAAUGUAAAAUUGUAACUUGCCCUCAAAAUGACUGCAGCAGUGUGAGGGCGACAACCGGUACAUGCCUAAGGGACUCUAAGCAAUGCUAUGGGAAAACGCUCAGCUGUCAAUACAAGUCGAAACGCUGUCAAUGGAGGAGUCAGACUGAUGCUGAGACCUGCAUCAAUAGUUAGUUUCAGGUCGAACAUUAUCAGAGGACAUGUCAAUUAAUAAAUGUUGAACAGUA
Messenger RNA from Pecten maximus, 744 nucleotides. RefSeq names its product metalloproteinase inhibitor 2-like. The transcript is spliced from 6 exons. Gene Ontology annotation, molecular function: metalloendopeptidase inhibitor activity; protease binding. Gene Ontology annotation, cellular component: extracellular matrix. NCBI's taxonomy places the organism in Eukaryota, Metazoa, Mollusca, Bivalvia, Pectinida, Pectinidae. The record is from RefSeq and is a predicted model, not a curated record. Bases 41 to 691 code for a protein of 216 amino acids. Gene Ontology annotation, biological process: negative regulation of membrane protein ectodomain proteolysis; negative regulation of endopeptidase activity.